CUGUGUUGAUAUUAUUAAGCGAAUAACUGAUAAAAUGCAGCUAGUUUGUACCGGGCCGGCUGUCACUAUAUACAAGAUACACAAUAGUGUGGACGUGUUAGUAAAACAAUGACACAUUUAGAUUGACGGAUAACUAAACGGAAUUUUCGUGACGUAGCCACAUGGAGACGCGGCACAGACCUGGUCACGGGCCGGAAGUUCCGGUGAUAAGGGUAGAGGCAGAGGGAUAUGACGACAAGAAGACUGACCGAAAACGACAUACGGACAGGUUUCAUUGGGACAUUUGGCUGUUCUUGGCACUGGACAACUGGAUAUUUGAUUUCGGCAGACCGAUAGCUGCAUUGUUCGUGCCCCUGGAAUGGUCGCCCCUCAACAAGCCAAGUAUCGGGGACUACUUCCACAUGGCCUACAACGUCAUCACACCCUUCUGUCUCCUCAAGUUACUGGACCGUUGCCCACGAAAGCCCUCGUCUACGCUGGUGUACCUGUCCAUUAUCACGUUCGUGAUGGGCGCCAGUAUUCACCUGGUGGGUGACAGCGUCGACCACCGCCUCGUCCACCUUGGCUACCAGCUUCACCUGUCCGUCAGGGACAACCCCAUCAUGCAGCGCCUCCAGCCGCCUCAGCUGAUCGACUCGUUUGAGCUUUUGUACUCCUACGAUGAGGAGAUAGGGCAUUUAAUGUGGUACAUCCCAUUUUUUAUCAGCCUCGUUUUGUACUUUGUCGGCUGCUUCAAAUCCAAGCAUGACGCCACACGCACGCGCUCCGGAGUCACGUGGUGGUUGUUGAUGCUCGUGAGCGCCGUGUACUACUGGUAUUUAGUGACAGAAGGUCAGAUAUUCAGCGUUUAUGCCCUGACCUGUGCCGCCAUGUGUAUGACUGUCAUCGUGCAGAGGUCACGUGGUAAUGUCUUGGACAUCAAUGGCCGCUUUCUGUUGUACACGUUUGCGACCACAAUGGCGCUGACGGCAGCUUGGGUGGCGUUUUUGUGGUCAGAUCCGGUGCUCAGGGCGAAAUAUCCAGGCUUGAUAUACGUACCGGAACCCUGGUCGUAUUACACGCUUCACGUCAAAAAGUAGUGCAAUAUUUAUAUAUCAUGUUUAUUUUCCAGGGGCCAUGUUUAUCAGUUGUGUUUUAGUAGGUAAUUUAUUUGAUGCACUUCAGUUUCAUGGUGACGUUUUAAAUUAAUUCAUAAAAUUAAGUGUUUAUUUCUUAAGUGUGUAACAUCCACUGAAUAAACAUUCAUUAUUUUC
Molecule: messenger RNA, 1253 nt
Organism: Dreissena polymorpha
Lineage: Eukaryota; Metazoa; Mollusca; Bivalvia; Myida; Dreissenidae
Product: ceroid-lipofuscinosis neuronal protein 6 homolog
Exons: 7
Coding region: 162-1079 (305 amino acids)
Source: RefSeq, a predicted model, not a curated record